Molecule: messenger RNA, 1905 nt
Organism: Theobroma umbraticum
Lineage: Eukaryota; Viridiplantae; Streptophyta; Magnoliopsida; Malvales; Malvaceae
Molecular function (GO): protein binding
Source: RefSeq, a predicted model, not a curated record
GAUUCUCCCACGUCCAAAACCCAAAUCAAUCCCUUGUUUCCACCUAUGUUUCUUUCCCCUCUCUGGGAGUGAACAGAGGCAGGAAGCAAAUACAGGAGAGAAGAAGGAAGAAUUUGAUCUCAAGGAAUAAAAGUCUGCAAAGAGCUUGAUUUCGAAUCUUCUGAAUGUCAAGUUAGUUUGGAAUACGUAAAUAUAAAGCAGAUGGAAGGAAGGAGGAUAUCGGCCAGCCCUAGGCCAUGCAGUGGGAGGAGAGUGUGGGCUAAUAAGAAGAGGCCUCGUCUUGAUGGUUAUGUCAAUACCUUCAGUAAGCUGCUCAGGCGUGAAAUUUCAUCAAAGCCUUGUUUUUCUAUCUCAAAUGCCCACGAGAAGUUCCGCAAUAUGCGUUUGGUGGAGGAAUACGAUAGCCAUGAUCCCAAAGGCCAUUGUCCAGUAGCACUGCCCUUUCUGAUGAAGAGGACGAAAGUAAUUGAGAUAGUGGCUGCAUGUGACAUUGUUUUUGCUCUUGCACAGUCUGGUGUAUGUGCUGCUUUUGAUAGAGAGAGAAGCAAGAGGAUAUGUUUUGUAAAUGUUAGUCCUGAUGAAGUCAUCCGAAGCUUAUUCUAUAACAAGAAUAAUGAUUCACUUAUUACAGUUUCAGUGUAUGCAUCGGACAAAUUCAGCUCAUUGAAGUGCAGAUCUACAAGGAUUGAGUGCGAAGAUAUUUUGCAUCUUUUUUCUACUUUGUUCAUCUCUUACGUGCGAUUUCUCAUAUUGAUGUAUUUCUUUCAUAAAUGCUUUAGAUAUAUACGGAGGGGUAAACCGGAUGCAGGUUUCGCUCUUUUUGAGUCCGAAUCUUUGAAAUGGCCUGGCUUUGUAGAGUUUGAUGAUGUUAAUGGAAAGGUGCUAACUUACUCUGCCCAAGAUAGCAUAUACAAGGUGUUUGAUCUCAAAAACUAUACCAUGCUGUACUCUAUAUCGGAUAAACAUGUACAUGAAAUUAAAAUAAGUCCAGGUAUCCUGUUAUUGAUUUUUAAUAGGGCUAGUGGUCACAUUCCUCUUAAGAUUCUGUCCAUAGAAGAUGGGACAGUUCUGAAAACCUUCAAGCAUUUACUUCAUCGAAAUAAGAAGGUAGACUUCAUUGAACAAUUCAAUGAGAAACUUCUUGUUAAGCAGGAAAACGAAAACCUCCAGAUUCUUGAUGUUCGAAGCUCCGAGCUGAUGGAAGUUUGCAGAACUGAAUUCAUGACUCCAUCAGCAUUCAUUUUUCUGUAUGAAAACCAGCUAUUCCUAACAUUUAGAAAUCGGACUGUCGCUGUUUGGAACUUUCGCGGGGAGCUUGUAACUUCAUUUGAGGAUCACCUCUUAUGGCAUCCAGACUGUAACACAAAUAACAUUUAUAUAACCAGUGAUCAGGAACUUAUUAUAUCUUACUGCAAGGCGGAAUCUGAUGAUCAGUGGAUGGAAGGAAAUGCUGGAUCUAUCAAUAUCAGCAACAUCUUGACCGGAAAAUGCUUGGCAAAAAUAAAUGCCUCAAAUGGCAGUCCCAAGGUUGACAGCUCGCAGAUGAGAAGCACAGUUUCAGAAGCUUUAGAAGACAUAACUGCCCUCUUUUAUGAUGAAGAGCGCAAUGAGAUCUACACCGGAAACAGACAAGGUUUAAUUCACGUAUGGUCUAAUUGAAGAUUAGAUAGUUCCUUUGAGCUUGCCUUACUACAUAUUGGCUAAAUUAUAAUGUAUUGCCAAAAUGCCUUUGAAUUGUAUGAUUAGAUAAUUCUAAAAUUUUCAUGGCAUUUUAUAGAUUUGUACUUUUGUGCUUUAUAGACUCUCUGCUUCAGAUGUAAAGCUUCAGCUCGAAUGCAGAGUUUCAUUUCAUUAUCUUUAUACUCAGUGUAUUCUUUUAUUGGCUUAUGAUUUUGCGUUUUGUAA